Messenger RNA from Hydatigera taeniaeformis, 777 nucleotides. NCBI's taxonomy places the organism in Eukaryota, Metazoa, Platyhelminthes, Cestoda, Cyclophyllidea, Taeniidae. The record is from the annotation of a GenBank genome assembly.
AUGAUCUUAUGUUGCAGCAUUCUACAAGUACAGUUUUAUGUUGACAAGUCAUGGGAGGGUCCCAAUGUUGAAGAAAUUCUCGGUGUGCUAGGUGAAAACGAUGAUGAACAGACCCCAGAGGAGAGGGAAGAAGUUAAGGACAAUCUGCCACUAGCCUAUUUAUACAAACGUGCGGUGCCACCGCAACCGGCGCAGUCCUCCUCAGCUUUGACGGUAGCAACCACAUCGGUGGUCUGCACUGCUCGGCACUGUCAUCGGCCAGUGGUUCAGUCAGACGACCGAUGGGAUGGCCAGUUCUGCUCCGUUGAAUGUCUCCUUCAAGUCUGUCACGAGACCUUCCAUGCAGCAUUCCGAGGUCACUCAAAACUACAACAGCAGCAACAGCAACCAGAGCACUACUUGACAUCUACUUUCAAUAAUUCUACCGACAUCGACUUCAUGAAGGAGGAUGAGGAGGAGGGGGAGGCUUACCUCGAUGCUCAUCUCAUUGGCAUUGCGACCCCUCAUGGCAACUGGGGUCUCGUCGGAACCAGAGCACCACCUUUCCCCUUUGCUCAAGCACACACCAACUAUUCCUCACCCUUCCUGAUACCUCCUCCUCCUCCUCCUCCAGCACAAACCACUUCAAACAGUUCAAUGCUACACCAUCGACGCCUCACCUCAUCACCCCCUCGAGGAGCUCAAUACGGAAAAGAGGUAUUGGAAGGUGCAGUUGAAUCGAGAGUGCGAGACUGUCUUGCGUUCCCAGUGCGGGAGGUGGGUGAGGAGAGCGGAUGA